GGAUGGCAGUGGGGCACAGUCGGGGUGGUCCUGGCUCCUUCCAUGGUGCUGGGACCCCCGCUAUGGGUGCUGCCAGGCCCUCUCCUGGGGUCUGGGAUAGCACACGGGACAGGAGCUGUCGCACGUCACUGCACGGGCUGCCUGUGGGGCAAGCACAGGGUGGCAGCAAGGCUGGGGCCGAGUUGGUUGUGCUGCAGCCCAGUUGUCACAACCAGAUGUGCUCCUGCCAUGGCAGCAGCUGCAGCUGGAGGCGGCCGACGGGGUGGUGACUCUCCUCCGAGCGGGGUUUCACCCUGCGCUGGCUCCUGUGCCAUGGCCGGCUGGCUCGCCGGCGAUGCAGGGCAGUCUGCGCUGUAAUUCAGAGGAAGAAAAAUGACCUGAGUUUGUUUUCCCAUUCAAAACUAAUUUUAUUCCUGCCUCUGCGUGGGAUUGUGUUUGAGAGUCAAGCGGCAGUGCAGGCUGGGUGGUGUUUAUUUGGUUUGCGGAGAUGUUUUCCUGGCUGAAGCAGCAUCCCCCGAGUGAGGUGGAGGGCAGGGUGCAGCCCUGGGGCUGCAGCGGGGGCUGCACGGCUGGAACAGCGAUAAAUAUUAUUGUGCUCUUAUCCUGGCUGGAGAGAGCCCAGUCCCGCUGCGUGUCCCAGGGCAUGGAUUCUGUGCAGAAACAAGGGCUCAGGAAGCAAGGGCGGCCGGGCUGGUUGCCUCCAUUGGCCCCUGGCGCCUUGGCCUCCCUCACCAGCUGAAGGCUGGGGUGCAGAGGGAGGGCAGGGUGACACAGGUGGGUGCCAGGUCCUACUUGAGACCGUGGAGCUGCCUGAGCAGAGGAGAUGGGCCCAGGGGGAAGGUGGAUGCGCUUGGGCUUGUAAGGAGGCAGGGGGAUGCUGCAGGGCUGCCUGUGCCUCCCCGAUGGCUGGGGAAUGGGCUGGCGGUGCGGCACCGUGAGAGGCUGGUUUGGAGGGAGCAGGGGGGCUGGGUGCUCCCUGGGGCUCUCUGGGGUCAUGGUGCACCCCACUGGCAUGGUCCACACUUAUGGCAUCUGCUGGCAAGUGGCCCCUCUCCAUCACGGGGAGCACAGCGGUCCCCGAGUCUGGGUGCACACUUGGACGGUGCUGCCUAAGAGUGGUGGGGAAGGACCCCCGAGGCGGGGGAGGCAUGGGGCAGGGAGCCUUCUUUCUGCUUUCUGCACUGCCCCAGCUGCCGGGAAAAGGGAGAUGACGUCUCCAUCCCACUGAGCCGGAGGAUGCACGCAGGCAGGUUCUCCUCCCCUUCCUCCCCUGGGGACCUCGACCCCCUUCCCGCUCCCUGCCGGCUCCCCCUCCUCCCCAUUUUUCUCCGGUGAGUCAGUGGGGAUGGAAGCGAGCUGCGCUGCUGCUCCCUGCCUGCUCCCAGCCUCCUGCCGCAGGACCCGCUGCGCAGGGCGCAGGCAAGUCGGGGCAGUGCUGUGCAGGCAGAGAUGGAUGUUUGCAGCGGAGUCCCGCCAAACCUGCUGCUCGCAGGAGGCAGAGGCUGGGCGAGGAGGGGGCAGGAGCCAGGAUUUCUUCCUCCGGCUCUUCCUUCCUGGCUAAACCGACUCUGGGAGGGAGCUAGGGCAGCGCUGUGUCCCGCCUGCAGCAUCCAGGGCCGUACAGCCUUGGCUGUGCUCCUCUGAGGUCUCAGCUCUGAUCUGGGCCUUGUGCAGCCCUUCCCGUUCCUUUCCCAGUGCCCUCCAGCCCCUCUCUGCCGGCACAGAGCAGAGCAGGCAGAACUGAAGGCAGGGUGCCCAGCAUCCCCUGUCCCUUCCUAUUACAUUGCCUUGCUGAGGGGAUGCUCUGCUCCCACCAGACCAUCCCUGGCACUGGUGGCAGCAGAUACCAGCUCGUAGGCAGGGAGACCGACCUUGAGCAAGUGCCCGGCCCUGGGAGGUCUCCGGCUCCUUCUCUGUGUGGAUCUUGCUGCCACGUGCAGACGAGGCACGUGUGUCAGAUCGGCACCACCGAGCCUGGAGGGGACGGGGCGAUCCAGGGCACGUCACAAGGAAUGCCUGAGGGAUGGGACACCAGCUCUGACCGUGCAUGUUGGUACCGGCACCAGCUGCAGAUGCAGUGGCUUCCUUGGCACACCGAGAUCGGCAGCCCAUGCCGCAGGAUCAGGCCUUUCUCCCUCCUGGCUUCUGCUUUCCCGUCCCCUUUGCAGUGGGUUUCACCAUGUGUUGACAGAGCUGGGGUGAGGCUGUCUGGGCGAGGAGGACGCCGUAGCGAAGGUCGCAGGGAGUGGGAGGAGAAGCGGAGGCUGCUCUCCGCACUCUGCCACCCUCCCCAGCAUUGGCCCUCAGCACAGGGCUCCUCCAUGGCCAGGCUGGGCGGUGGCCACGGUGUCCUGCCAGGAUUAUCCUUGAGUGAUUGCUGCCAGCGAUGCUGAGCUGCUCCUGCCCCAGCCGCAGGGUGCCACGCUUGGGAGAGGGACACGUGUCUCCGUCAGCAAGGGACAAUCUUGAGGUGCUUUGGGUUCUUGCAAGCGAUAGGUAACGUGUGGGCAGGAGGAGCAGGGAUGAACUGUUUGCGGGCACCUGGGAAUGUCCAUCCAGCCCCUGCAGCAGCUUCCAUGUGUGCUCCCACCAGCAGCUCCCAGGGCUGGAGCUCAGCUGGUCCUGGCCCCUGGCCCGGCAGCAGAGAGGGAUGGUCCUGCUUCAUCCACAGGGGCUCAAUGGGCUGUGCAAGGAGGUCCCAGGUGCAGUCCCAUCUGUGCCGGCAGAACCAGCUGGUCCCGGUGUCACUCUCGGCUGUGUUUGCCUGCUGUGGCCCUCGCUGGGGCCUGUGUUGGGCUGCCCAGAGAGGAGAGGGCAGUGCUUAGUGCAGCACGUGGCUGCCCACUUUGUGCAUCCUCAGCCCUUUAAUUAUGUCCCGUUUCCACUUGUGCUGUGAAAAGAGCCGGGGAACGUCUGCCUGCAGCCGCUGGCACCUUCUGGGUGAGCGCAUGGGCAGUGGGGCUGAUCCUGCUGGAGGCAGGGUGCUGGGGCUGCGGGGCACUGCGUGUGCUUGCUGUUAUGGGCAUUUAGGAGACACAGGGGAGGAAAUCUUCCCUGUGCCCAGAGCUGCCUGGCAAGGGACACAGAGGUGCCCUUUGCAAGGUCAAACCAUGCCUCAGGCUGCGUGUUCACCGCCAAGGGGACGGUGAGACCCUCACUUUCUGCUUUGGGUAAUGCUGCUCCGUCUGCAGCCAAACCAACCCCGGGUACAGCCCACAGGUACCUGGGAGGGCAGGGCAAGGAGGGGUUGACAUGUUGGCUCCUGGCUGGCAUGAGGACGGCUCUACCCACUGGGUAAAUAUUGGGAGCUUUUCACCUUUUGGGGUAAAAGGCCUGGAGAUGGGAGGGAUGGAGCUCUCAGAGGCACUGGGCACCAGAGGCUCAUUCCCCUCGGUGUGGGCAGCCUGCCUGCUGCCGGCCAGAUGGUGCGGGGCUCCCCGGCAUCCGCACUCUGAGCACGCAACACCUCAUGCGAUGGGGACAGUGGCUGUCAGUGCCACAGCCCGUGCCAGUGCCCGACAGUGUGGCAUUGCUGCCCCCACAUUCACCUGCCCCCGUCUCAGCAGCUGGAGCUACUGGUUAGACUGGUCCAAGACCUCAUUCUCCCCACUCACCAGCUCUUGUGACUGUGACGUAGCUGUGCUGGAUGUGCUGCCCCAAGGACAAACACCCUUUGCCCCGUGAUGGCUCGUGUCCCCCUGCUGCAGGCUGAGCCGUGCUGGGACCGGGGCUCUGCCCCGCAGCGCUGCGAGGCUGCGGUGGGUGCCAGGUUCCAAGGGGCACCAGGGAUGGGUGAGGAGUGGGAACACCCACACCACUGGCUGUGCUGUUCCAUAUCCCAAGGACUGGUUCUGGCUAGAGGAAAAUCCAUCUCCUCCCGGUUGGUCGCUGUGUUGUGGGAGCAAGUAACUGGUUUGUAGGGAUGCUGUGUCUAGUGAGGAGGGUCUUGAGGGUUCCGAGGAUGCAAGAGUUGAGGAAAUCCUGGCCCUGAGCCCAGCAGGGUGGAUCCCUGCCAGCCAUGCCUUGCGUGGGAGGAGGCAGGCAGGCAAGGGGCGAGUGGGGAGGCCAGAGGAGGGGCCCCUGCUCUCUUCCUUCAGCGACUGCGAGCACGGUGGUCGCAGCUAGGGCUGUGUCCCCCCCUGCCACCGCACAGCUCUCCCCGUGGUCAGCCUCCCCGCACUCAGGCAGCUGCGCCAGAGCCUCUUCGCCCAACUGAGCAUCCUCCCGCCGUGCGGAUGAGGACGAAGAGAGGCAGCUGGGGGCUGCCAGCAACCACCUCACCGGCUCACGGCUGGGUGAGAGCCGCCCCGGCACAAUAGGCAGAGCUCCUGCAGGGCCCAGAUCCUCUCCCGGCCACCAUGGUGGUCUUCAUGGGCAGAAACCUCUCCUCGCUUCUGGCUUUCUUCAAGAAGAAGGGUGCCGCCAAGGGCGAGACCGAGAAGCGGCUGAGUGUGCAGUACACGGCGGGAGAGGAAUGUCCCGACAAUGUCUUCUUCCCCACCACACGUCCUCCACAUCUGGAGGAGCUGCACAACCAGGCCCAGCUGGGGCUGAAGUCCCUGCAGCACCAGGAGAAGCAGAAGCAGACCAAAAGUGCCUGGGACCACGGGGACACCAGCAGCCUCCAGUCCUGCGCAUCCUCGGAGGAUGACAGUGUGUCCUUCCGGAGCCGGGCGGCCUCCUGCACCACCGACAGCACCUCUGAGGACGCCCUCUCCAUCCGCUCUGAGAUGAUCCAGCGGAAAGGUUCCACCUUCCGACCACACGACUCCUUUCCAAAAUCUUCAGAGAGGGCUGGCAAGAAGAGGAAGGAGAGGAGGACAACGGUGCUGGGUAUCCCCCAACAUGUCCAGAAGGAGCUGGGUCUCAGGAACAGCCGGGAGGCCAAGGGACACACAGAUGCGGAUGGGCGAGGGCAGGUUGGGCGCGGGAGCAGCCAGGCGCCGCAGCCCUUGCUGAACGGUGGGCAGGUCUCCCGGGAUGCCAUCCGCAUCCCCACCAUUGAUGGAAAGCUGCAGCCGCUGGCUGUCCCCGGGGGAGCCCGUGUCUGCCUGGGGGCGUUGGAGGAGGCAGACGCAGCCCUGCAGAAGCACAUCAACCGGGUUUACUACGACGACACGUUGGUGGGGAGGAAGACGGCAGCCAAGCUGUCGCCCAUGGCAAGGCCUAAGUCGCUGGCCGUGCCGGGAAUGACCACCAGUGCCAGUCCCCCAGAGCUGCUGAGCCCCGUCAUGUCCAUCUCUCCCCAGGGCACCUACAUGUCUAAGAUCAUUCCCAAUGCCAUCCUGCCACCCAUGGUGGACGUGGUGGCCCUGACGCGGAGCAGCGUGCGGACGCUGAGCCGCUGCAGCCUGGUGUCAUCCAGCCCAGCCUCAGUGCGCUCCCUCGCCCGCUUCUCAGAGCACAGCACCCGCAGCCGUGAGCCCUCUUCCUCUAGUGACAACUGGAGCCACUCGCAGUCCACAGAGACCAUCGUGUCCAACAGCUCCACCAUCUCCUCCCAGGGCGGCUCUGACCGCCGGCAGCCUGAGGCAGGGCCGUGUGGGGAGGUGGAUGUGGUGGCUCGCUCCGACAUCGACCAGAUCAGCAUCUACAGCUCCGCCAGCUUCGCCAGCUCCUGCUCCAAGCCUCCUGCCAAGCCUGCUGCCAGCCCUGCACCUGUGGCCCCCGGGCUCCUGGCUGUGGGGAGCAGCAGCGGCCGGGUGUCCCCCACCUACAGCACAAGCAGCCAGGCCGAGGGCUCAGACACGGGCAGCCUGGCCAGCGAGCGCUCCUCUGCCCGCAGCGUCUCCCUCAGGAAGAUGAAGAAGCCCCCAGCUCCCCCUCGCAGGACCUACUCGCUGCACCAGAAGGCUAAGGGGGAGCCCAAGGUGCUGGGGCUGCCACCGAAGCCUGAGCGGUGGUCGCAGCGGGAGAGCAGAGUGCCCUGGUCCCCGCGCCCCGAGCCCUUCAGCCCCACGGCCGAGGAUGAGGUCUUCUCCCCGUCGUCGCUGAGCGAGACCAGCAGCCUCCGCUCCGAGAGCCUGGCCGGCACCAGCUCCCCCGAGGCCUCGCGCGGCAGCCCCGGGGUGACGGUGGUGCUCAGGCAGCCCCAGCCCCAGCCCAAGUGGAGCUGCCCAGAUGGCUCCGACCGUACCAUGUCCCCUUCCAGCGGCUACUCCAGCCAGAGCGGGACGCCCACACUGCCCACCAAAGGGCUGGGACCCCCGUCCAUGUCCCCGGGCAGGGCCCAGCCCCAGAAGCCGGACCGGGUCUGCUCCCUGCAGUCACCUGCGCUCUCUGUGUCCUCCUCCCUCACCUCCAUCUCCUCCUCAGCCUCGGACCCGGCUCCCCCUGAGACGCUGCCCAGCCGUUCGGAACGCUUCAUCAUCCCGCCGCACCCCAAGGUGCCCGCUCCGUUCUCCCCGCCGCCCACCAAGCCCCAGCAGCCCGCGGCUCCUGCCGGCCCCCUCCUCCCUUCUCCAGACCCUCCGGCGCCCAGCACUGCUGGCCAGGAGCCCUCGGCCAAGCCCAGCAGCAAGUCUCCACCGCCAUCGCCACCGCCUGCCUACCACCCGCCUCCCCCACCGGCGAAGAAGGCAGAGGGGAGCCCCCAGGUCACCAGCGAGGCCUCCGCCGAUGCCGUGUGGCCCCCGCCACCCCCACCAGCUCCCGAGGAGCAUGACCUGUCCAUGGCAGACUUCCCUCCUCCCGAUGAAGCCUAUUUCUCCAGCCUGCCCGAUGCCAUGCCAGCUCCAGUGGCUGGGCAGCAUGCGGCACCGAGCUCGGAGGCUGCAUCUUCCUCGUUCUCGGCCGCCGUCUCCUCACGCAGCCAGCAGCAUGUGGCACCGGCUGAGCCACUGCGGCCGCAAUCCCCUGCUGAGCCCCCUCCCGAGGCCACCGUGCCCCCACCACCACCUCUGCCCCCACCCUCGGCCCCGGCUCUGCCACCCCAAACCAGCCUUAAGAAGGCGGCCAACGGCCCUCGGGCAGACACCAAGAAGGAGCCAGUGUCACGGAGCAAGAGUGGCCCAGUGGCCAAGGAGGACGCCAGCCUGCCCAUCGUCACGCCCUCGCUGCUGCAGAUGGUGCGGCUGCGCUCCGUCAGUGUGGAGUCACCGGCCAGGGCCAGUGCCGGUGUCGAGGAGAAGCCGGCACCCCAGAAGCCCGUCCGCCGGUCCCUGUCCACACGGCAGACCCCUCCUGCCAAAGACGCGGUGCCUUCCAACCAGCUCCACCACGCCGUGCACCUCAAGGCCGCCGCCUUGGCCUCUGGCGAGGCUGCAGAGAAGCCGCUGGGCAGCAGGGCAGCUCUGCCCAGUGCCGAGGGGCUCCCCGGGGAUGGCCAGCUCUCCCCCCGGCACAAGUCGCCAGCCUCCACCGCCAGCUUCAUCUUCGCCAAGAGCUCCAGGAAGCUGGUGAUCGAGACGGCCUCGGCACCUGAGGCACAGGCUGACCUGAAGAGGAACUUGGUGGCCGAGCUGAUGAAUUUCUCCGGGCAGCGCUCCACAGCCCCGGCUGCUGCCCAGCAGGGCCCCAGCAAGGCACAAGCCCCUCGAAAACCCAGCAAGAUCCCCCCUCCAGUAGCCAAGAAGCCUUUGCUUGGCCCAGGGCCAGCUCCUUCCCCCUUGAGCCCGAAGGCACCGGGCUCCCCCGUGCCAGAUGGGAAGACCAAGGCUGUGCCGGCGGAUGAGAGCAGGACUAAGAGUGAGCCGGCAGGGACGGCAGCCACGGGGACGGAGAGCGGGAGCACCGUGGAGCCGCCAGCGCAGAGCCUCUCUGCACAAGACGGACGGGGCGAGAGUGCCUGACGGACGAACCUGCAGGAGUGGUGCCCCCAUGGACAGGAAUCCAAAUCUCUCAGGGACCUGGGCAGGUCAACGGACGAGUGUGGAACUGGCAACUAACUUAAGACAGGAAGCAAACAGCCUUAGCCUCCACGGCCUUGAUGAUAUUUAUGCAAAAAUGGUGUUGGUUUCACUUUCCUAAGUACUACAGCUUUAUUUGGCUUCUUUUUUUGUACUGACUCGAGGCCCUUGCCCAGUGCCGGCGCCUCCUCCCUGCCAGCUGCCGCUUGGUUUGUGUGUGCGGAGCGGAGCAGCCACACAGAGAGGAGUGCGGGGCUGAAGAUGCUGGAGCUGCUCCCGGCCAGUCGGGCUUGUGAGGAAUCGAAGCACUUUGGACGAGGGACCAGGAAGGCUUCGGCCAUGGCAGCGCCUGGCAGGAUGUGGGCAGCAGGACUGGACAGAGGCGUGGACUGGGAGGGAGCGGGGCCUCAGCCCAGGAGGGAGAGGUAAAAGGGGCUCUUGGCCCCACAUCUGGCAGCAGCACAGGCUCUGGGCGCUCACCCGCUGCCCAGCCAGCCUGCAGCCACACUUGCCGCAGGGUGAAGGGGGGGCCCGGCUGCCCCACGAGUUGCUCCCAGGCCCUGGGCGCUGGGGUGGAGCCUCGAUUUCUGUUUCUGUAAACUGGGGUCACAUCUUGAUUUCUUUGAUUGUAAAAAAAAAAACAAAAACCAAACCAAACCAAAAGCAACCACCCCUCUGCCGCCGAGUAGCUGCUCAGAGCUCUGUACCUGGCUGGUAA
Molecule: messenger RNA, 8565 nt
Organism: Cuculus canorus (common cuckoo)
Lineage: Eukaryota; Metazoa; Chordata; Aves; Cuculiformes; Cuculidae
Gene: NHSL3
Product: KIAA1522 ortholog
Exons: 7
Coding region: 4359-7790 (1143 amino acids)
Biological process (GO): cell differentiation
Source: RefSeq, a predicted model, not a curated record